GGUCGCCGACGAGCAGACGGCCGACAAGGUGCAGCUCGGGCGCGACAUCGGCGCAGCUCUCCGCCGCCGCGCGGCGCCCACCCUGGGCGCGGCCAUCCGCGACCCCGACGCUUCCGACACCGCCCGCAGCAAGCGGGCAAGGGCCAUCGUGGCGCUGAUUGCUGCGUGGGUCCCCACCCUGUGCGCCGGCCAAGCUGUCGGCGUCUUCUUCGGCUCCAACGCCGCAGCUGAUCGAUCUCUCUUAACCCUCGCCUCGGCCGAGCACAAUGGCGUAGUGGGCGACGCUCGCUGCCCCCGCUGCCACUUGCGGCUCGCCCGGAGGGGGAAAGUAGACCGCGACCGGAUCCACCUCGCCCCUGAAGGGUACUACCCCCGCGCCUGCAACGCGCGCCCCCCCGAGCAUGGCGGCAACGCGGCGCGCGACAACUUUAAGAAGGACCUGGUGCAGCGAGCAGGGGCCAUCUACGCGACAGACGAAGCGGCCGCCGAGCUGAACGUCAAG
Prorocentrum cordatum is the source of this 502-nucleotide messenger RNA. NCBI's taxonomy places the organism in Eukaryota, Dinophyceae, Prorocentrales, Prorocentraceae. The record is from the annotation of a GenBank genome assembly.